Macaca mulatta (Rhesus monkey) is the source of this 1757-nucleotide messenger RNA. RefSeq names its product dystrotelin (gene DYTN). Gene Ontology annotation, molecular function: zinc ion binding. Gene Ontology annotation, biological process: synaptic signaling. NCBI's taxonomy places the organism in Eukaryota, Metazoa, Chordata, Mammalia, Primates, Cercopithecidae. Gene Ontology annotation, cellular component: plasma membrane. The record is from RefSeq and is a predicted model, not a curated record.
AUGGAUCCAGAUAAACAAGAUGCUCUUAAUAGUAUUGAGAAUUCCAUUUACAGAACAGCCUUCAAAUUACGAUCAGUGCAAACUCUGUGCCAGUUGGACUUGAUUGACAGCUCCCUGAUUCAGCAGGUCCUACUGCGUCCAAGUUUCUGGGAAGCUCGCAAGCGCUCCCUUUCUGUGCAGCAGCUUUCUCAGGCACUCCAAGAGCUGUUUCAGAAGGCCAGGGAGGAAAACCCAGGGCAGGUGCAUCCCAGAGCUCCCGAACUCACUCUGAGCCUUCUCACGACAAUGUGCAACAGCACAGGAACAGGUUUUCUCCAGCUUAUGCCUGCGGCCGCUGCCCUAAUAACCCUCUCAGGAGACAGCCCUCUUACAAAAUACCGAGCUCUUUUUCAGCUCUACGCGGAAAAUAGCAGGGGAGGUUAUGAUUCUGGGCCACGCAUGACGCGAAGGGUUUUGAGAAAACUACUAACAGAUCUACAGCAGAUCCCAACUGUCGUGGGAGAGAGUCGUGCUCUGUGCCCUGUGGAAAGUGCCACCCGCAGCUGUUUCCAAGGGGUGUUGAGCCCAGCAAUCAAAGAAGAGAAAUUCCUGUCUUGGGUCCAAUCUGAGCCUCCCAUCCUCCUGUGGCUCCCGACCUGCCACCGGUUAUCAGCUGCUGAAAGAGUCACUCACCCUGCUCGGUGUACCAUCUGCAGGACUUUCCCAAUCGCGGGACUCAGAUACCGCUGUCUGAAGUGUCUCAACUUCGACAUCUGCCAGAUGUGUUUCUUAUCUGGUCUUCACAGCAAGUCCCAUCAGAAGUCUCAUCCUGUCAUUGAGCACUGUGUUCAGAUGUCAGCGAUGCAGAAUACAAAACUUCUCUUCAGGACCCUCAGAAACAACCUUCUUCAGGGGCGCUGUAGGAAGAAAGAAGCGGCGAGAAGGCAGCGGCUGCUGGACCAGGUGAAUCCAAAGGGUGUGCCUCACCAUGCACAGGCCAGGCUCCUUAAAAAACAGUUAAACCAAUACAAAGACAAGUUGCAAGCUAUAUACACCUCCCAGGAAGAAAGAAGUUGCCGAUUUGAAACAAAGAUUUACAAACUCAAAACCAACCAGGAUAGUCUAUGGAGCAAGCUCCAGCAGAUAAGACGGGACCUACAGGUAAGGUUGCAGCCACCCCGUCCUUCAUCUUCUUCCUUUCAAAGUGUGGGGACCAAGGUUGGCCAUUCUUCAACUGAAAAGGUUCCAAAGGGAGGGGAUUAUUUGCAGAUCAAGAAUGCCACUGAAGAUGCUUCAAGAUGGGAACCUCUUCCUAACCCUGAUGAGGUUGACAGAAGUCACAGAAGUCACACAAAUGCAGAGCAUGUUCUGCGAAAUUCAGAAUCACCAGAGACCACUUUGCACAGCACCAGGGCACAAAGCCAAACGCAAAAGAUGCUAAGGAAAGUCAUUAGCGCCCUACCCAGUUGUCAGGAGGGACUGAAGCAGGACACCCCCAAAAUGAUUCCUGCUGAAAAGAGCAGUCCUGCUCUGGCAACCAUGGAAAAGAAAGCGGCAGGUAACAUCAAGGAGAGAAAGGAUGAGCUGGAGGAAGAGGAACUGCAAGAACUAUUGUCAAAACUUAUGGAUGCCUUCAAUCUAGAAAUGCCAUCAGGCCCAGAGUCUUCAGUAAACAUGGACCUGUACAGUGGAGCUCAGCAAGUGUGCAGGGCCUUCUCUGCCCUUGUUGAUCAAAUCACCUUGCCCAAUUUGAAGUGAAAUGGAGUCCAGGCUCAAAG